AUGGCCGCCACACCCCAACACCCCGACAUGGACAAGAACAAUGGCGAAGCCGCUUUCACAUUUGAGUCUGUGGGGCCCAAUUCAAAUCAGCUUACUUCUAGCCAUCGGGAAUACCUUCUCCAGAGGCAUGGAACGCUAAAUCUCAAACCUGUUCCAUCCCAGGACCCGGCCGACCCUCUGAAUUGGCCGGCCUGGAAAAAAAACCUCAACCUCUUCAUGGUGUCUCUACAUACCAUGGUCGCUGCGGUUUGCUGUACAGGUCCGAUUCCAGCUAUCGAGAUCUGGGCUCACUUGUAUCAAAAAACACCAAGUGAUGCCAGUUAUCUUGUUAGCGUCGUGCUUGCCAUGCUGGGUAUCGGUCCGCUUGUCUUCGCUCCCCUCUCUAACACCUUUGGACGCCGACCUGUCUGGAUUCUCACUAUCUUCUGCGCCAUGCUGUUAAAUAUUGGAGUUUCAUUCGUCCAGAGCUAUGGAGGUCACAUCGCCUUAAGGAUCCUGAUCCCAUUCUUCCUGUCCCCACCCAUUGCACUUGGGGGUGCCGUUGUGGCAGAAACCUUCUUUGCUUCUCAAUGGGCAGCCAAACUGGGGCAUGCACGCAAGUCAAUUAACUCGGACAGUAUCCCUGGAGGCCCGUUCCUGAUGGGUUUCGUCGUUGAACACCUAUCAUGGCGAUGGAUGUACCGUAUCUUCGCAAUUGUACUCGCCGCCGAACUCAUCGUGUUCAUUGUGCUCAGUCCGGAAUCGCUAUACAUCCGCACAGUGCCGGAUGAAGCCCCCACAGCGACCAACGAACCCCGGACAAGAAGAGUGGUUGGCCGAUUUCGCUUUCGACAGAUCAACCCCAAGAAACUUACAGUUAGAAGCUUCCUUGAGCCACUCUUCUUGCUUGGCCACGUCAAGAUCUUAGUGGCAACUAUUUCAUAUGCAAUGGUGUUCAACUGGGUUCUUGUAUUGCUGAUGGUUGAAGUUUCACCGCUUUAUGGCGUAUACUUUCACUUGAACGCACAACAAAUCGGGAUCAACUACCUGUCUUUCCUUGUUGGGUCAAUUUUAGGAGAACAAGUCGGCAGUCGGCUGUGCGAAUUCGCCCAUCGACGCCGAGUUGCUCACAAGACCAAAGCCGGCAAGACUAUGAUUCCAGAAGAUCGUCUUAUCUUUGCCCAGAUCGGCUUUCCAACAAUCAUCGCUGGUAUUGUCAUCUUCUUCGUGCAGGUUGCGAAAGCAACGGAAGGCAAGGGUCCACAUCAUUGGAACAUCACACCAGAUAUCGGAAUUGCCCUCGCAGGCUUCGGCGCCCAGAUUGUCACUACAACCAUUUUUACCUAUUGCAUUGAUGUCUGCCCAAAAUCUCAGUCUGCUUCGGUGGGCACGGCCAUCAACUUCGUCCGUCUCGAAUGGAGUUUUGUAAGCUUUUGUGGCGCCAUCACCAUGAAAGUUGUAUUUUACUGA
Molecule: messenger RNA, 1449 nt
Organism: Exophiala aquamarina CBS 119918
Lineage: Eukaryota; Fungi; Ascomycota; Eurotiomycetes; Chaetothyriales; Herpotrichiellaceae
Exons: 7
Coding region: 1-1449 (482 amino acids)
Biological process (GO): transmembrane transport
Molecular function (GO): transmembrane transporter activity
Source: RefSeq, a predicted model, not a curated record